CCCUCUCUCGCCCUGUUUGGUCUUCAGCUCUUUCUCUGCUAAUAGUUGUUGAUAUUACUAAUGGAUUCUCAACCUGUUGAACCCGUCAGCUACAUCUGUGGAGAUUGUGGACAGGAGAAUACCCUAAAGCCCGGUGAUGUGAUACAGUGCCGUGAAUGUGGUUAUCGUAUUCUCUACAAGAAACGAACCCGCAGAAUUGUGCAGUAUGAAGCUCGGUGAUGCUUGAAACCAAUUCUUGAUUAAGAAAGGCAGCGAGUCCUUUUCCUAUGGAAGUACAAAUUUAGCAUGUAAUAGCUAUUAGCAAUGGUAAAAAAAUAUGCUUUUCUCGUGUGGCCAUUUUGUGUUGUAACCUUUCAGCAUGGGCUUUCUUUGUGGGCGCAUUGGCAAGUUCAAUGUAAGCUCACUAUGGUUGAGUAAUGUGGAAAGCUCAAAUUUAAAACAAGAUCUUGUGCAACAUUUGGUAUAUUAAAACCUUCGUAACUUUGCAUUUCCUUGUGAA
Messenger RNA from Nicotiana attenuata, 499 nucleotides. RefSeq names its product DNA-directed RNA polymerases II, IV and V subunit 12. The transcript is spliced from 3 exons. NCBI's taxonomy places the organism in Eukaryota, Viridiplantae, Streptophyta, Magnoliopsida, Solanales, Solanaceae. Bases 61 to 219 code for a protein of 52 amino acids. Gene Ontology annotation, cellular component: RNA polymerase III complex; RNA polymerase I complex; RNA polymerase II, core complex. Gene Ontology annotation, biological process: DNA-templated transcription. Gene Ontology annotation, molecular function: zinc ion binding; DNA binding; DNA-directed RNA polymerase activity. The record is from RefSeq and is a predicted model, not a curated record.